Molecule: messenger RNA, 1020 nt
Organism: Miscanthus lutarioriparius
Lineage: Eukaryota; Viridiplantae; Streptophyta; Magnoliopsida; Poales; Poaceae
Source: the annotation of a GenBank genome assembly
AUGAAGCUUCUGCCUUGGCUACGGCGGCUACUAUGCAUAGAUCUAGGCCCAGUAACAGCAAACUGCUUAAUGGUGGUAGUGGCACCACCGAGGUGCCAGUGCCAUUGUGAGUCCGAGGCCCGACGAUCCUCGUGGAUGCUUCUUGUGGAGCUCCUCCGCACGAAGGUGGAGACGAUCCUGGUGAACGUGGGCGCGCAGUCCUACUCGAGCACCAUGGAUCGCGCUUCUCGCAUCUCGUGGCUGGGGUACCUCGUCUUCUACAGCCUGAGCGGCACAGGCAAGAAGGCGAUCUAUGGCACCCUGUGGGUGUUCGCUGCGGCGAAGCUGCUGCAGCGGGUCGCCAUCAACGAGCUGCUCAAGCGUUCCUUCACCUAUGGCAGGAACGCCGAGCAGCUCGGCUGGUACAUGGACCUGAUUCUACGAAGAAAUAAGAAGCAGGAUCAGCAUCCAGACGACGACGGCGGACCUGCGGAGCUGUUGAAGAGGGUGAAGAAGGCGGCGGUGCCCAUAGAAGUAAAGGAGUCCAUCGUGGAGUACCUAGUGGCUCACGUCGUCGUCGAUGGCGACAGCGACGCCGCUGCCCCUCUCAGCAACGGCUGGUCCACGCUGUGGUCGGAGAAGCACUGCAGCUCCCGGCACCUCUCCAAGGCGUGCGAGAGCAAGAGCCUCGCCGAGGUCAUCCUCACCUGGCACAUCGCCACCAGCUUGCUGGAGUUGAAGUACCCGCUGGAGAAGAAGGCCCGGAUGGGAGCUCAUCGUAAGGUGGCGACGACCCUGUCCAGGUACACUGCUUACUUGGUGGCCUCGUGCCCGGAGCUGCUCCCCGACGAUACGGAAGGGACCAAGCGUGUGUAUGCUAACGUGAAGGAGGAGCUGAAGAAGGUGAUGGGAGGGUGUUGGAGGUACCAUGUGUCUCUCGAGGGCACUGUCUACAACAAGCUGGUUAAUAUCGCACUCGCGCAACGGAGGAGGAGACGACCAUGGUGGUGCACAAGGGAGCACAGCUGGGGAACCAGCUGA